AUGAUGAAAGCAAUCAAAGUCACGGCCGGGAGGACUGCCGCGGUGCAGCCAGUUCCGAUUCCGAAGCUGAGAGAUGGAUACUUGCUUUGCAGAGUGCGCUGUGUGGCACUGAAUCCCGCGGAUUGGUAUGUUGAGGAGAUUUGUCGAGAAGAGGGGCUCGGAUGAAUAAUGUGACGGUGCUAAGUGGACCAGGAAAUACUUGGACUUCAUCGGCGUGCCAGGGGUGACCUUGGGAGCAGACUGUAGUGAGCAAGUUCCCCGCUGGUGGACGAUAUCAGCUAGGCGACGGAUUGAACGGUGCUGACAGUCACAAGGCGGAGUUGUUGAAGAGACCGGUCCCGGUUGUGGCGAUCACUGGAAAAAGGGAGAUCGGAUCGCGGCCUUCGUACACGGCGGCAACGUAACACAGCCGGACGAUGGUGUGACGACCUCAGAGACAUGACGAGGGCUGACAUGGGACUGAUCAACCAUCUAGGGGCGUUCGCGGAAUACUGUCUCGUAAAAGCCGACGUGGCGCUCAAGGUGAGGACGCCUGUUUCCUUCCAGCCAAGAUGGCUGCUAACGAAUGAGUAUCCGCAGGUUCCGGAUGCCAUGAGCGAUGAGGAUGCCGCAACUCUGGGCGUUGCGGUCGCCACGUGUGGCCAGGCUUUGUACCAAGCCCUCGAGCUACCUUUGCCUGGCGGCGAGCCGUAUGAUGGGUUCUUACUCGUGUACGGUGGCAGCACUGCCAGUGGAACUUUGGCCAUCCAAUAUGCCAGACUGUCCGUCAAUCAUGCAUGCAACUCCAAUGAAGCUUGCACACAGCGUUGACACUUCGUAUAGAUCUGGAUGCAAGGUCAUCGCCACUGCCUCCCCUCAUAAUUGGCCUCUGCUCAAGGAGCUGGGUGUAGAAGAGGCAUUUGACUAUAAAGAUCCGGAUUGUGCGAAGAAGGUAAGAGAAACGCUAUCUGGAAAGCAGUGCAUUUCGCUGAUGGCUCGUGGAUCCGCGCAUUCACAAGCAACAGCCUUGUGCUAGGGCUAGAUUGCAUCGCGGAAGGCGAUUCCGCCAAGAUUUGUGAAGACUCGAUCUCCGAAUCCAAGGGUGGAACGAUUUGCUAUCUGUUCCAAGCAAAGCACAGUCGGACCGACAUUGUGGAUAAACGAGUCUUUGCGUACACAGUCUUCGGUGAAGCUUUCGACAAAUUCGGAAUUUCGUGGCCAGCGAAGGCGGAAGACUUUGCGCGUGGUAAGGAAUUUGCUGCACUCACCUCGCAGCUGCUGUCGGACGGACGGCUCAAACCACACCCCGUUCGACUUGGCAAAGACGGUCUCGAGGGGUUAUUGGACGGCUUGCAACAAUUGCGGGAAAGAAAAGUCAGCGGAGCAAAGUUGGUGUAUCGUGUGACGGAGACGCCAUGA
This is a messenger RNA of Lecanosticta acicola, 1398 nucleotides long. Lineage: Eukaryota; Fungi; Ascomycota; Dothideomycetes; Mycosphaerellales; Mycosphaerellaceae. The record is from the annotation of a GenBank genome assembly.